CAUACCGCUGGAGCAAUAAUAAGCAUGUCCAAUCGCCUGGGCCGCUGCCUCAAAUCUCUGGAAACCACUGGCUUCCUGCGCUGCUCAAAUGAUGCAACCACUCCCCAUAUAGAGCUGUUGACCCAUGGUUCUGCUUAUGCCCAGCAGCUGCUGCAACAUUGGCUCAACAUGCGCCACUUGGCUGUCAAUUUGGGCAGCGUUUCCUCUAACGAAUCACUUAGCCAGUCGCGUUUCGCCUUUGUGCAUGGCCAACAAUUUCGCCAGCAGCUGCAACAGUUGCGCCAGACACAUUCCAGCAAAGCCAAAUGCCCCACGCUGCUGAAGCAACAACUUAGGUGCACAUCCUACAACCCGCCAGGCCAAAAUAUCUUCCAACACGCGCAGCCUGUCACACAGUUGAUCACAGAUUUCUAUGUGGAGCCGCAUCGUGGACUGGAGCACUUUUACAAUGUGCAGCGGGAGAGUAAAAUCUGGUGGAUGCGAUACUCCUCCAAUCCCAGUCGCUAUGCCAUUGUGCCGCAAACCGAAUUGGAACAAGGUGCAGGCUGCCAGGCGAUAGACAUACGCGCUGCCUUCGGGGAUGCGGGCGCAGUGACUGUAGAGCAGCUGAGUCUAGUGCCCUUGCCGGAGCAUCAGGAUUUCCAGUUGCCCGAUGCGCGCACUGGCCAACUCCAAUUACCUGCAGUCAUACGCUCUGUGAUCGAACUGGAGACAGCUAGCUGUGCCCUACUGCUGGACGGCUGUGAUCACGGACGAGAGACUCGAUCGCUGCUCCUUAAUCGCCUGCUGGCGCCUUAUCAAUGCGCGAUUACAGCCAUACAAAAGACUGAGCACAGCUCACAGGAUCUGCGCGACUUGUGUGCCCAUCUGGCGGAUGUGUUACAGCGUGUAAGUUUGCGCUUGCAGGGAACUGGCUAUGUGCUGGCCGGGAAUAGGCAACAGCUGACACAGCAGCUAGAGCUAUACGACUGCCUGGGCGUACCCUAUGCUCUGCUCCUGGAUGAGCAGCAAGCGCUGAGCAAUGGACUGCUGCAGUUGCGCAGCCGCGACACGCAGCUGGCGGAGACCGUGCACAUAAGCGAUUUACCCGACUAUUUGUUAAAUAUUUUUAGAAACUAUUAAAUGCCUAAUAUA
Molecule: messenger RNA, 1134 nt
Organism: Drosophila novamexicana
Lineage: Eukaryota; Metazoa; Arthropoda; Insecta; Diptera; Drosophilidae
Gene: DNApol-gamma35
Product: DNA polymerase subunit gamma-2, mitochondrial
Exons: 1
Coding region: 25-1122 (365 amino acids)
Biological process (GO): mitochondrial DNA replication
Cellular component (GO): cytoplasm; mitochondrion
Source: RefSeq, a predicted model, not a curated record